AUGGCUCUUUUGGCUUUUCCAUUCCCUUCAAGGUGGCAUAGUUCACCGACUGAAGGUCGAGGUCCUGUAGUUGGGUUGAUGAACCGACUGUUGGAGGAUUUUGAUCGUUCACUUCAACCGUUUUGGGAGUGUGCUAUCGCGGAUGAAAACUCUUUCGGCAAGGUUAUUGAUGACAAAGAGAAUUUCGGUAUUCAGCUGGAUGUCAGCCAUUUCCGCCCGGAAGAAUUGUCGGUGAAGAUGCAGGAUGGAAAACUGUUUGUUGAAGGUCAUCAUGAAGAGCGAAAUGAUCAACAUGGUUCCGUGGAACGACAUUUCAUCCGGAAGUAUACCAUCCCAAAGACUGUGCUGCAAGACAGUUUGGAAUCGCAGUUAUCCGAUCAGGGAGUGCUCCGAAUAACCGCUAAGAAGAAAGCUAUUGAAAGUUUGCAAUUUAAAAAUAUUCCAAUCCAGACGCAUCCGAAGAAAAGUGAUAAACAGUAA
Molecule: messenger RNA, 480 nt
Organism: Acanthocheilonema viteae
Lineage: Eukaryota; Metazoa; Nematoda; Chromadorea; Rhabditida; Onchocercidae
Source: the annotation of a GenBank genome assembly